Colossoma macropomum (tambaqui) is the source of this 3355-nucleotide messenger RNA. Its product is annotated as suppressor of tumorigenicity 14 protein. NCBI's taxonomy places the organism in Eukaryota, Metazoa, Chordata, Actinopteri, Characiformes, Serrasalmidae. The record is from RefSeq and is a predicted model, not a curated record. The transcript has 19 exons. Bases 65 to 2752 code for a protein of 895 amino acids. Gene Ontology annotation, molecular function: protein binding; serine-type endopeptidase activity. Gene Ontology annotation, biological process: proteolysis; acrosome reaction.
CCGAGGGAGCCGCUCAGCUCGGUUAGCACGCGGGGGCUCGCGGGCAGGUUUCGACGAUCAGGCCAUGAGGACUUUCCCCAAAAACAGGAGCUGCGAGGUUUACAGCGUAUCCGGUUCGGGACUCUGCACACCUGCAUGCUCACCUGCACAGGACGUUGUAAAGGAGCCCUUCCAGUUACCAAGCCCCGCUAACAGCAAGACUCAGGCUGGAUCAGACAUCAAGCGGCCAGGGGACGAGAGAGCCACCUUCAGGGCAUGGAGGAGGUGGGCACUGAGUGCCGCCCCCCUCAUCCCCCUCUCUGCUGCCGUCGCGCUGACUCUCCACUUCUUUGCAUCUUCUCCAUCUCCCUCAGUGUUCUUUCUGGGAGGAAGUGUGGAGUUUUCCAACCUCAGCUUCACACCGGAGCUGACUGAUCCGUCCUCCACCCAGUUCCACGUCCAGUCUCAGGCACUCAUCCACCACUUCUCAGAGUUAUAUAAGUCAUCACCCUGGUGGUCAUAUUACCGGCGCACAGAAAUCGUCGCCUUUAGUGAAGGAGUGAAUGGACUGAACGUGUUCUUCUGGACCAAGUUCUCUGCUCCGUCAGCUGCCGUUGCGGAGGAGCUCCAGAGAAUGAAGCCUGCGUGGAUGCAGCGCCGCCUGCCCGGCUCUAACAAGGUCCUGUACAGCCGCCUGGAGGAGCAGUACUACCUGGAGAAAGAUGAAGACACGCUCAGGCUGCUGGGCUUGAGCUUAGAUGACAAUGAAGAUGAAGAUGAUGACUCUGAUGACAAAGCGGACAAGAUAAAGAAUCCAAACUCUCUGCAGGGCGGCAAGUGGCAGCUUGGACUUCAGGCCAUGUCUUUUGACCUCUAUGCCAAGUAUGGAAAUAAUCGCACACUGAGUCUGGUGAGCCCAAAGAAGCCUUAUUACCAGUGGAGGCUGAGAGUGCCCUCUGGUCACGUCGUUCGGCUGGACGUGGUCACUCUACAGGGAGCGACACCUGGGAGCUGCUCAGCCAAUAAACUUUCUGCAUAUGACUUCCUUCUGCCUCUCCAGAAUAAGAUCAUUGCCAGGUGGUGCGGCUUUCCGGUGUCUGGAUCGUCACCUGUUAUGAAACUGACAUCAUCUGGAAAUGUCAUGCUGGUCACCUUUUCCUUCAGUCGACAAAGACAUGGAGCCAUCUUCAAGGCCUACUUCCAGGCUAUACCAAAAGCUGAAUGUGGAGGCUUCCUCUCUGCUUGGAAUGGUUCGGUGGUGUCUCCUUACUAUCCUGCCUACUACCCUCCGAACGUGGACUGCAACUGGAAGAUCAGGGCUCCGUUGCCAAGCUACCUGCUCUCCAUAACCAUUGUGAUGCUGGACAUUCAGGACUCGCCCACCCCAAGCAGCUGCGAGAAAGACUGGCUGGAAAUCGGCGGUGUCAAGCUGUGUAAUCCAAUUGGGGACAGCAGCAGGAAGAGGAUCUACUCAUCCCCCGUUUUACUACACUUUCACUCAGACGAGUCUCUAACUCACAAGGGAUUUUACCUGGUCUACAGGGCUUUCUCCCCGGAGAGCACGUGUCCGAGACAGUUCCGCUGUGGAGACGGACGCUGUAUUCCUCUGAGGAAAGUGUGUGACGGCGAGAAGGACUGUGCAGACGGCCGGGAUGAGGCGAAGUGUUCUAUGUGCAAACCAGGAGAGGUAUACUGUGGGAGUGGACAAUGCAAACCACAUGGGAGCCAGUGCAACCUGCAGGUCACAUGUGGAGACAGCAGUGAGGAAUCGAACUGUGCAGCUAAGUGCCACCAUGUGUGCCCAAAUAAAAUAUGCUUGUCCAAAUCUGCCAUGUGCGAUGGAAUCAUAGACUGCAAGGAUCGCAGUGAUGAGCUCAACUGCACAAGAGCAUUUCAUAAAGGUUGCUCUCCCACUUCCUACAAAUGUGCAAAUGGCAAGUGUAUCAGCAAGGUGAAUCCGGAGUGUGACGGCAUUAAAGACUGCAAGGAUGGUUCAGACGAGUUGCGCUGUGGCUGUGGGACGCGUCCCAGGAAAAGGGCCAAGAUCGUGGGGGGCAGAGAUGCUCAGGCUGGCUCGUGGCCGUGGCAGGUCAGCCUGCAGAUGGAACGCUACGGUCAUGUGUGUGGAGCCUCGUUGGUGGGUAGCCGCUGGCUCCUGUCCGCCGCCCACUGCUUCCAGGACUCAGAUGCCAUUAAAUACUCUGAUGCUCGUGCUUGGAGGGCCUACUUAGGCAUGCGAGUCAUGAACACAGCCAGCAACGCUGCGGCCACCCGGCAGAUCCGCCGCAUCGUCCAGCACUCCCAGUACGAUCAGUUCACCUCAGACUACGACAUUGCUCUGCUGGAGCUCAGCGCCCCUGUCUUUUUCAAUGACUUGGUCCAGCCCGUCUGUGUGCCUGCCCCAUCCCACGCCUUCACCUCUGGAACCACCUGCUUCGUCACCGGCUGGGGCGUCCUCACUGAGGAAGGUGAGCUGGCCACAUUGCUGCAGGAGGCCACCGUCAGCAUCAUCAAUCAUAAAACCUGCAACAAAAUGUACGAUGACGCUGUCACUCCCAGAAUGAUCUGUGCAGGGAAUAUACAGGGAGGAGUCGAUGCCUGUCAAGGAGACUCUGGAGGACCCCUGGUGUGUCUGGAGCGAGGGCGGAGGUGGUUUCUGGCCGGCAUUGUGAGCUGGGGGGAGGGCUGCGCCCGGCAAAACCGGCCUGGGGUUUACACACAGGUCAUCAAGUUCACAGACUGGAUCCACCAGCAGACUAAAGGCCAGGUGUGACACCUGCACACAUAGCUUGGAUCAUAACAUCAUGAUUUGCACAUGCUCCGUUGUUCUUCACGGGCAUCAAGCCAGUCCCCAUGGUGCGUAGUGAUGCAGCGAGCUUCAGCAUGUUUUCUACGAAGGAACCCGCCAAGCCACAUCUGUAUAACCACUGCCCACAUGUCCACCUCAUACAUCUCUGUUCAGUAAGGCUUCAUGUUGUCCAGGACACCCAACAGUUCACCCAACAUUCCAAGACCAGCCCUUGAAUGACGGACCAUUAGUUUAGUGCUUAAAUGUUCAGUUUGAAGAACGCCAUUUUCAUUAUAUGCAGUGGAAUGAGUUCUCUUCGAGAGUUUGUUUCUGUUUGUAUAAUUUGCAUGUGCUGAGUCACUAGUAGCAUACAUGUAUUCAUAUUAAUGCCUUGAAUGAUAUUUCUAGAUUUAAUUACCCCUUACUGGUGCACCAUUGUAUCUCGUCAGUUUAUAAAUGCCAUAUUGAGACACUGUGAAAUUGAUUACAUGUCAAGGAAUCGUGAUCAGUUUUAAGCUCUAUAUUUUUCUUUCCGUUUCACUGCUACUCCUGAUAUUCAUUCCUACAGCACCCCCUGUCAGUGAGACA